AUGAUCACUACUACCGGGUUAUCUGCCCGCUUCUCUAGGCGGGCUGCCAUCCCCGCAUUCCGCAGUCAAAGACAGUUCAGCUCCGCCCGCCCGACAUUGAGAGAAAUCCAGGAUGCUUACAUUCUGAGUGCCGCGCGAACACCCACAGCCAAGUUCAAUGGUUCCUUCACCUCCGUUUCAGCCCCCGAGCUGGGUGCCGUUGCCAUCAAGUCGGCUCUGAGCAAAUCCAAGGUCCCCGUGGACAAGAUCACCGAUGUCUACAUGGGAAAUGUGCUCCAGGGAUCCGUUGGCCAGGCUCCUGCUCGUCAAGCAUCCAUGUUUGCUGGUUUGCCGUCCACGGUCGAAUCUUUGACUGUGAACAAAGUGUGCGCCUCCGGCUUGAAGGCGGUUGUCCUGGCUGCCCAGAAUAUUCAGCUUGGCUUGGCGGAGGCUCAAGUCGCCGGUGGUAUGGAGAACAUGAGCCGUGUGCCGUAUUACAUGUCCCGUGCCAGUCAGCUACCUCCCUUCGGUGAGAUCAAGCUGGAAGACGGUCUGAUCAAGGAUGGUCUUUGGGAUGUAUACAACAAGUUCCACAUGGGCAUCUGCGCCGAACAAACCGCCAAGAAAUAUGACGUCUCGCGAGAGGACCAGGACCAGUACGCUAUCCAGUCGUAUGAGCGUGCCCAACAGGCCUGGAAAGAGAACAAAUUCGCAGAUGAAAUCGCCCCUGUAACUGUCAAGAGCAAGAAGGGAGAGACUGUGAUCGAGCGGGACGAGGGCUACGAGAAUCUUCGUGUUGAUAAAUUGACUACUCUCAAGCCUGCCUUUCUGCGAGACGGGACUGGCACCGUCACUGCCGGCAAUGCCUCCACUAUGAACGAUGGUGCUUCUGCUCUUGUUAUUGGCAACAAGGAGUUGGCGCGCGAGUUUGGUGCCGGUGGUCGUGUGCUGGCCCGGAUUGUGUCAUCGGCGGACGCAGCCAUCGACCCUGUUGACUUCCCUGUUGCUCCGGCCAAAGCCGUCCCGAUUGCCCUGGAGCGCGCUGGUAUCACUAAGGAUCAAGUGGCCGUAUGGGAGUUCAACGAGGCUUUUGCGGCAGUCAUCAAGGCCAAUGAGAAGAUUCUCGGCCUGGAGAACGCCAGAGUCAACAUGCUCGGUGGUGCCAUCUCUCUUGGCCACGCUCUUGGCAGCUCCGGCUCCCGUAUCCUCGUCACCCUCCUCCACCAGCUACAGCCCGGGGAGUACGGCGUGGCUGCUAUCUGCAAUGGUGGUGGAGCUGCGACCGCAAUGGUUGUGCAGAAACUGGACCGUGUGGAUUAG
Penicillium atrosanguineum is the source of this 1299-nucleotide messenger RNA. RefSeq names its product thiolase family protein. The transcript has 3 exons. Gene Ontology annotation, molecular function: acetyl-CoA C-acetyltransferase activity. The record is from RefSeq and is a predicted model, not a curated record. Bases 1 to 1299 code for a protein of 432 amino acids. Gene Ontology annotation, biological process: fatty acid beta-oxidation. Lineage: Eukaryota; Fungi; Ascomycota; Eurotiomycetes; Eurotiales; Aspergillaceae.